AUGUCCACCGCCGAGCUCGCUUCCUCCUACGCUGCUCUCAUCCUGGCCGAUGAGGGUAUUGAGAUCACCGCCGACAAGCUCAGCACCAUCAUCUCUGCCGCCAAGCUCGAGGUUGAGCCCAUCUGGACUCAGCUCUUCGCCAAGGCUCUCGAGGGCAAGGACGUCAAGGAGCUCCUCCUGAACGUCGGCUCCGGCUCUGGUGCCGCUGCCCCCGCUGCUGGUGGUGCCGCCGCCUCUGGCGCCGCUGCCGAGGACGCUCCCGCCGAGGAGAAGGCCGAGGAGAAGGAGGAGUCCGACGACGACAUGGGCUUCGGUCUCUUCGACUAA
Messenger RNA from Aureobasidium pullulans EXF-150, 327 nucleotides. RefSeq lists its product as uncharacterized. Gene Ontology annotation, cellular component: cytosolic large ribosomal subunit; ribosome. The transcript is spliced from 3 exons. The record is from RefSeq and is a predicted model, not a curated record. Gene Ontology annotation, biological process: cytoplasmic translation; translational elongation. Bases 1 to 327 code for a protein of 108 amino acids. NCBI's taxonomy places the organism in Eukaryota, Fungi, Ascomycota, Dothideomycetes, Dothideales, Saccotheciaceae. Gene Ontology annotation, molecular function: protein kinase activator activity; ribonucleoprotein complex binding; structural constituent of ribosome.